AUGAGUGAGGAAGACUUCUACAAUAAUUUAGAAACAAUCAUUGAGGAAUCUAGGAGACGGAUAAUAGACAAGGAACGACUAUUAGCGGGGGAGAACUGUGAUAAAUUAAAAAGCUCGGAAGAGCAGCCCAUAGAAGCCCCUUACUAUAAGUAUACAAGUUUAAUUAUUCCAUCUUAUAAGAGCUCGGAGAAUAAUUCUUGCACAAAAAAAAACAAAAACCAACUCAGCGAUAACAUCAAGGAGCUUCUAAAACUCCACGAAGACAAAGAUAUAGAGGUAAUAAAAAAAAAGUUAGAGGAAAAAAAGAUAAGCAAAAAAAAUUUAGUAGAAAUUAGAAUAGGAACACCAGAUCAUAAAACAAGUUCAAGCGAAUAUAAUAGAAAAAUUUUUAAAAACAUAAAUAGCAAAAACAAAAGUAAUAAUGACAAACGUAAUAAAGACAAAAACAUUCUACCAAAUGAGAGAUGGAGGAAAAAAAAUACUAGUAAUAUACGAGAUUUCAUUAAUCUAGAAAAAGAAAUAUUCAUUGCAAGGACUUUGAUGUAUAAAAAAAAAACAAGGCUUGAUGAUAUUUAUAAUUAUACAAGUAAAAAGGAAAAUAUAAUAAACAAUAUGAGCAAAAAUAUAAACAAAGAGGCAGCUAAACUUCAAGAGUCCUUAGUAGAAAAUUUCAAAAAAACGGAGGAGCUCAUUAAGAAAUUCGAAGAGAUAAGCUCAAAGAAGAAGAAAAAAAAAAAUCAAGUCCAACUGCUGAACAUAGAAAUUAGUAAACUUAAUGUUGAAUUUGAAAAAAAAGAUGAAAAAAUAAAAGAACUAGACAAAUAUAAAAAUUUCUUGAACAAACUAGCUAAUAGCGAUACGUCAGACGAAAAUGCAUUGAAUAAGAAAAAAGCGAAAAAAAAGGAGGAACAGGGGGAAGAAAUAAAAGAGCAAAAAAAAGAAGAAGAUCAUUUUUCAAAAAAUAUGGAAAAGUACAUUAAAAACUCCCAGUUAUUAAUCGACAAUUUUAAUAUGUUGGAAGAGCAACAUUUACAACUUAUUGAUGAUACACAAAAUGCUGAAUAUGAAUUAGAAGAAUAUGAAAAAAAAUAUGAAGAUAAAAAGAAAAAUAUGCAAAUAAAAAAUAAGGAAAUAGACAUAAAAAUUAAACAAGUUAACACAUUCAUUAAAGAACAUAAUGAAAAAAUUUCAGAAUAUGAAAAUAUUAUUAAAAAUAAUCAAGACCAGAUAUCAUUUACAAAUAUUAACAACAAAAUAGAUUAUAUUUGUACACAGUUUUCUUAUGAUAUCAAUACAAAUGAAAUAAUGAAAAAGCUGCAAAUUCUUGAAAAUAAAAUUUAUUCGUACUUUACCGCUCUAACAAAAUACACCGAGGAAAAUAGCCAACUCGUGUAUGAAUAUCAAAGGGAAAGGGAACAAGAAAGAAGAAAACAAAUGCGGUUUGAAAUUAACUUAGAUAGGAAAGGCAACAAUCAAAAUAAGCAGCUGAAGAAUAAGAAAGUCAACAAUAAAAAUUCAGCCAUUAACCUUAAGGAUAAAAAAGAAAAGCGCGAAAACAUAUAUACGCUAUUUGAAAAAGACUUAUUUAAAUGA
Molecule: messenger RNA, 1593 nt
Organism: Plasmodium malariae
Lineage: Eukaryota; Apicomplexa; Aconoidasida; Haemosporida; Plasmodiidae
Product: conserved Plasmodium protein, unknown function
Exons: 8
Coding region: 1-1593 (530 amino acids)
Source: RefSeq, a predicted model, not a curated record